Messenger RNA from Nilaparvata lugens (brown planthopper), 1369 nucleotides. RefSeq lists its product as uncharacterized. The coding region runs from base 180 to 947 and encodes 255 amino acids. The record is from RefSeq and is a predicted model, not a curated record. Lineage: Eukaryota; Metazoa; Arthropoda; Insecta; Hemiptera; Delphacidae. The transcript has 6 exons.
GCACGAACUACAGCCAACUUAUUCCGGAUAUCCUUAUUGCUUUUUCUGGUCACAUUAAUGUAAUCAGUGUGAAAAAUGCAAAUAGAUAACAAAAUCUUCGUAUAAGAGAUAUAGGUGUGCAUUUAAAUCUAUCAUUUUCCCCAUUCCUUUGUUAUUUUGUGGGCAGUGAUUUUUCAAACAUGUCUUGUUUGGUUAGAAUUCUUAUUGCUGUGGGCUGUAUGUCUCUCAAUGUUUUUGCCCUUUGGGAAGAAAUUGCGGGCCCCUAUGAUCUUAGUUUUAAACACCUUGGUGAGUGUGAGAAGAAAGGUCCGGUCAAUCUGUUACACAACAUGAAAUUUAGCAAGAUUAAUCGAACGCACCACGUAUACACCGGUUUACUUGAUACAGGAGUGGAUUUGGAUGAUACCGUGAAGGGCCCCUUUGAUCUCACUUUCAGUCACCUCGGUGAAUGCGAGAAGAAAGGUCCGUACAAUCUGUUCCAAAGCAUGAAAUUCAGCAAGAUUAAUCGAACACACCACAUAUACACCGGUUUACUUGAUACAGGAGUGGAUUUGGAUGAGACUGUGAAGGUACGAAUGGUUGCUUCGAACAAGGGCACAAACGGACGCUACAAUAAUGUCGUUGAUAUCCAGUACAAAGUAUGUGAGUUGCUGAGAACCUUUGGCAUGGCAAUAGUGAACAGCAUUUGCGAACACUGCAACCAUACAUUUGAGUGUCCGUGUAAAAGGUUCACUUGUGAAAUGAAUAAAUGGGUUUUUGUGUAUGAUUUCGAGAAAGUUCCUGCUCUUCCCUACGGCGAAUACCGGCUUGACGUCAUUGCUUUUAAACUGAGUAAGCGUUUGAAAAAGGAGAUGAUUUCCUGCACCAGAUUUUAUGGAGUGGCAACCCCCAAGAGACCAAAAAGUCCUAAAUACAAGAACAAUACAGUACCAAAGGACAUUCAAUAAGAAGCAAAUUCCAUGGUGUUUAGAUAUAACGAUUUUACUUGCGAGAUGAAAAAUUGGAUUUUUGUAUAUGAUGUAGACAAUGUUCCUGCACUUCCCUAUGGCGAGUACAGACUUGACAUUUAUGCUUACAAAGUGGCUCCUCACAUCAUGAAGCAGCUGAUUUCUUGCACCAGAUUCUAUGGAGUAGUUACCCCCAAGUGGCCAAAAAGUCCUAAGAACACUCAAUAAUAUUUAAAUUCAAUGGUGAAAAUGUAUUUCCUGUCGACUUCAUCAGUUAAAAGUGUGAACAUUAUCAAUAGAGACAAUAUAUUCUGAAUUCUUGAAUAUCUGAGUUUCAUUCUUGUCUUCUCAGCACGAAAAUAUGAUUUCCAAAUCGAAAUUUUAAGUCACAGAGAGGACCGAUUAGAAUAUAAUGUAGUCUA